UUCAUUUCAGUUCACUAAAGGGAAGCAGUUUGACUUUGGAUUGAAAAAUAUCAAAACUGUCAAAAAUGGGAUCAGAAGUGGACUGCUCUGGUGUAUCAAGAGCAGUUUGGCUUGUGAAGGUUCCUAAAUAUUUGUCCAAUAUUUGGAUGGAAAAUACUGAUGCUUCUGGUAUUGUUGGGUCCCUUCAAAUAACCAACAAUCCUCAAAGAAAUGAGGUUGCAUUUAAACUGUCAGAUGCUUUAGCCAACAAAGAAGAUGAAAAUAUCAACAAAAAAGAAGAAAAAGAUAACAACAAAAAAGAGGACAGAGAUACCAUCACCAAUGAUGUUAAAGAUAAAGUCAAGGUUCCAAGGGAAUACAAGAUGGUUUUGUCAAAAGUUGAGCAGUCCAUGGGCAUGUUUUCAGAAAGAACGGCAGCCUCUGUAGAAGAUGACACUGAAGAAAAGGCUUCAAAACCUCAGGUGACUAUUGAAGGGGUUGUAGUUCAGAGGGCAGACUGUCGGCCUGUACAACCCAGUGCUGACUAUUUGAAAUUGAAAAAGCGGAUAAUUGUCAACAGCAGCAAAGCAGGUCGACAAUCCAUACAGGUUGAUCGGGUGAUUAAAUACCGACCAGUGAGUGACCACAAAAUGAAUAUUGAGCAUGAGAGGAAAAAGAAAGAAGAAGGCAAGAGGGCUCGGGAAGAUGAGGAUGUUGUAAAAGCAUUGCUCUUCAGUGCAUUUGAAAGACAUCAGUAUUACAACCUGAAGGACCUCAUUACUAUUACAAAACAACCAGUGGCAUAUCUGAAGAGUAUAUUGAAAGAAAUCGGUCAUUAUAACACAAAAAACCCUCACAAGAACAUGUGGGAAUUAAAACCAGAAUAUAGGCAUUACAGCAGCAAGAAUAGUGCUGAGGAAGGAAAUGAAGGAACAAGCUCGUGAAAUCAUGUUUGCAAGGCGAAGGAGUCUGGAACUUCAGAAGCAUUAUAUUACAAUGGAAACAACAAAUGGACAUUUGCAGUGGAUUGUUAGCCUUGGAAGUUUAAUUUUAACAUGAUCAACACCCAACAAUAAAUGACAAUGCAGUUACCUUCUAUCUUUAUAUUAAUUAAGGCAAUUUUGAAGAACAAGCAGACACUGACAAAAAAAUAAUAAUCUACAGAAUUGCUUGUCUUCCAAAAUGGCUCAAGCUCACUUAAGUGAGGUUGACAAAUUAACAGUAAGUUAAUAAAACUAUCUUAAGAAAUAGAA
Messenger RNA from Orbicella faveolata, 1232 nucleotides. RefSeq names its product general transcription factor IIF subunit 2-like. Lineage: Eukaryota; Metazoa; Cnidaria; Anthozoa; Scleractinia; Merulinidae. The record is from RefSeq and is a predicted model, not a curated record. Gene Ontology annotation, cellular component: transcription factor TFIIF complex. Gene Ontology annotation, biological process: transcription initiation at RNA polymerase II promoter; transcription by RNA polymerase II.